AUGGAUGAGAGUACUAAGAAUUCCCCUUGUAAGGAUUGUGACGGUGAUGCCGAGGGGCUGCAGUUGCACGCUGAAGUGGAACACUUGCGGCAACAUCUCUCGGAACGGGACAGUCACAUUGUAGCUCUUGAAGGGGAGUUCAUCAAGAGUAAUUCAAGGGCCAAUGAUUUAGAGGAACAAGUUAGCACCUGGCGGGAGAAGUAUGAAAGGUUAUAUGAUUCACAUAAGAGAGUGCAGAAAUUGAAUCAAGUCCUUGAAGAUAAGCUUCUGCAAAUGGUUGACAAGAUGAAAGGAGAGAAAAGCCAACUAACCAAAGAUAUUGCUACUUUAUCUGUGAGAUUAGCCGAGUCAAAGCAUAACUACAGCAUGUUGCAAAAGGAAAAUGAGAGAUACAAGAAUGAUAUGAAUUUGGCGAUUCAGCUGCUCCAGUGCAAACCGGAUAAUUUUGUUUCGCAGAAAUUGGAUAAUCUUCCUGUUGACACGCAGGCGCGAGUGUCUCAGUACGUCAUGUCCAAGACGUCGAAACCGUCGAGCUCAACUCAAUCCAAAAACGGUAAUGACAUUGAUACUUUUGAUGCCAGUGAAUAUGAAUUCAAUAUCUCAGCCUCUCUAAUGUCGAAAAUUCUCGAAGACAGCAUCCAAGACACUGUCACCAAACACUGUGAUACAUGCACCUGCAAUAAAUCUCAAAACAAACCAUUCUGCUACAAUGAGAGCUACUACUCAGUAGCCACACAAACCAUUUCAAGUGGAGAAAUGAAAAAUUCUCUCUGUCUCAACUGCAAUUCCGAUGUGAAAUCACUACAUUCCAACCUCAGUAUUAGAAGUAUUUCGCCACACCCGAUUAGAUUAAUCAAUGAAAAGUCUAUUAAUCAUGGAGUUGUUACUCCUUUGUACAUCCUGCCACAAAACACUGAACCAGUCAAAGACACUGCACCACCUGUAGUGCCAGCCAUUAUUGAGAGACCGAAAAAUAAUGGUAUCGUUAUUGAUACCAUCAAAGUCAAUGAAAAGAACGUAAUGGAACCAAUCGUCCAAGUAGACGCUAUGCCUAAGACAGAGGAUUUGAAAUCAUAUAGAAAAAAUAGUAGUGUGAGCAUGGAGCCCGCAGUGCACCACAAGCUAUGCGAUCGUACAAAGAGUUCGAUUUCAAGCAAGAAGAGUAGUAUUCAGAGUGCAGGAAAUGAUGAUUCGCUACUUACUAAGGAUUUAAUCAAUAAAGACAUACAAAACAAAGAUUUACUAAACAAGGAUUUACUGAACAAGGAUUUACUAAACAAGGAUUUAUUAAACAAGGACAUUCUUAACAAGGAUCUCCUAAACAAUAAAGAAGUUAAACCACUUAUUGAGAAAACUGGUGAUGAUAUCAGUCUAAGAAAGAAUUCACAUAGUUCGAUGGGCGCAGUUAGUCGGACGUCUUCCAUUGCUAAAUCCACAGUAAGUACACACAAAUCUAAUACUCAAGUGGGGCCUGGGCCUAGGUUCUGUCAUUUACGCAUGCAAGCAGGAUCUAAAAAUAUCCUCCUUGACAACGCAGAGCCUGAUGUGCCACCCGUCUUAUACAGGCGGCAAAGCAAAUGCAAUGAAAAUUCUAUAUUCAAAGAUCUCGCCGACGAUGUAGAUAAUUUUAUUGAUCUAGAUAAAACCGAAGAAACUGUAGAUAUUAAAGAGGAUAUCAAAAACGAUAACAUCGUCGUAGAGAGCACGCUUAUAGAUGUCCAUGUCGACAAUAACAGCAAAGACACUAGUGUCACCGCUAAAAACACAUCUAUUAACCCUAUCUUGCUGAAUGUUUCUUCUUCGCCUUUGCAACCUCUGAAGACGCACACGUUCUCUAACAGCUCAGAAAACAAUAACAACAAAUCCCAAAGUAUUGCUAGUCAACAAAACACAUCUGAAAUCGAUAAUUUACUUAACGAUUUCAAUGCUGAUAACAAUAACUCUCAAAUUAAUAACACUCAAACUAACGAUGGUGAGGAAACAAAAACAGUUGAUGUUUUUACACCGACUGAUAACCACGAUGUAAAAAUAUUCAACUUCGAUCGUUAUGAACAAAACAAAUUAACUAAUCAAUAUAAUAAACCUUUAAGGAAAAUCGACAUGUCGCAACUUCACUCACUCGAAAAUACUAAGAUUUCGAAAGACCUGCCACCUUUAGGUGACAUGCCAAAGAUGGAGAAAAAGCCAGAGGUUGCCAAACCACCAUUGCCUCCUAUUGUCAAUGUUUAUCCCAAUUUAACGCAAACGCAUUUGAAAGUAAACGAUAACAAAGUUUUUACAAAUGAGCAAAGUACUAGUUCUUUAUCAAGUGACGAUAGUGCUGCUUUACUGCAAAAGCAGCAACUGCUCAGAGUUGCAGAGUGGGUCGAAAAGAACUUGGAACAACAAAAUAACUUUAAUGAUCCAUUGGAGGAGGAUGUGAAUUUCACCAACAGAAAUCUAAGAAGAGACAGUAAGCUAUCAAGGUUAACAGAAACUUUAAACGAGUUGGCCUUGAAUAUGCCUCAUCCUGUGAGCAAGUAUUCGAAAUCGUAUGCCAGAGAGGGUCAUAACUCGUGGGUCCAUAACAACGUACUUCCGCAAAAUCCAGACAAAAUGGCGAAACACGCAAUUGGGGUGCCAAAACAUGCUGGUCAUGUUGCUAAAGAAACGAUAUUUCCAGUCGAAAGUGGAGAUGCAACGGUUACAGAGAUAAGUGACACCACGAAGAAUAGAGAAACUGUUGCAGAUUUAGUGGCCGAAGGUUUGAGAGCGAAAGGCAAUAAGGAGAUAACGCCGGAAGAUUUGGCGCGGAUGGAGUAUAAUGUGAAGAAAUUUUUACUGAGCGGUCCUCAUUGGGCGAACCCGGGGUCCGUGACUAGGAGUCGGCGCACAAGCAGUAAAACUGAGACUGAUGUAUAA
This is a messenger RNA of Spodoptera littoralis (African cotton leafworm), 2901 nucleotides long. Lineage: Eukaryota; Metazoa; Arthropoda; Insecta; Lepidoptera; Noctuidae. The record is from the annotation of a GenBank genome assembly.